Aquila chrysaetos chrysaetos is the source of this 1635-nucleotide messenger RNA. RefSeq names its product transmembrane protein 44 (gene TMEM44). The record is from RefSeq and is a predicted model, not a curated record. The transcript has 11 exons. NCBI's taxonomy places the organism in Eukaryota, Metazoa, Chordata, Aves, Accipitriformes, Accipitridae. The coding region runs from base 126 to 1487 and encodes 453 amino acids.
UUUCUACCCUGGGGAGCUGCUGGGUGCUGUACUGUGGGCAGAGGGUGGUGCUGGGUGCCGCACCUGCGGGGCGGUGCUGGCAGCCUGUGGUGGCACUGCCUGCCCAGGGACGCCCGGAGCCAGCCAUGCCGGGGAUGCUGGCCGCAGGGCACAGUGACUCUGCCGCCUGGCCAGCGGCUUGCCUGGCUGGGGAGCCGAGCUGCGUGUCCUGGGGGCUCUGGAUGCUGGCUGCGCUGUGCUGGAUCGCCGCCCGCUCCCUGCUGUCCUGCGAGUGCCCGGGGCAGGGCCAUCGGCAGCCGUCCGUCCUCUGCCUCCUGUACACCUUCCUGGGCCACAUCUGCAACACGGUUGGGGCGCUGCUCGCCAGCCAGCUCGGCUUCCAGAUCCUCACAGGCACCUACAUGGCCGUGGCCGACGUCGUCCGCUUCCUGCUCACCCUCUUUCCCCCGUGCCCGCCUGAGUCCCAUAAGAUAGCAGGUCUGCCCCGCCGGAGGAGGAGGCGGCGGCGGCUGCGGGGUGGUCUGCUCGCCCUCACCCUGCCCCUGUCUGUGGGUGCUGGCGGGUCUCUGCUGGCGCCCGGCCCCUGGCCCGCCCGGGGGCAGCUCCGGGGAGCCCGGCGGAGGCUGCUCGGGGCAGUGUUCGAGGCUGUGAAGGAGGUGUUCCCCUGCUUCCCCUGUUUCUUCUCCCUCCCUCAGGACAACAGGGAAGCACUGGGCUUUGUCCUGGGGCUGCUCUCUGCCUUUGUUGCCCUCACGGCCAGGAUCCCAGCACUCUCCAGAGCAUGCAGGGGGAAGCCAUGCCAGCGGAGACGGCUGUGGGCCACCCUCUGCUCGGCCGCCGCCAGCGUCCUCUACGCAGCAGCGAUUGUCACCCACAACCAGCAGCCUGUACACGUCCUGAGGGCCCUGCCCUGGCUCCUGAUUGCCCUGGGCUCGGCUGCACUGGAUGUGGUUCUCCUGUUCAUCACCUGCACGGCCAACAGCCAGAUGGGCCAGCGGCUUGUACCAGAGGUCCCUGAUGCUUGGGCCCCCCUGGCUGGAGAUGGAGAGGAAGGUGACAGAAGAGCAGUGGAAGAGGCUGUGAACUGGGCCCCACUUAACAUGUUUCCAAAACCCAGGUCUGGGCCCAGAAUGGUGGCAACCAGCCACUGCUUAGACCUGAUGAUCAGGCUGGUGCAGCAGACUGGUCACAGUGUGGCGAGGCUGCCCAGGGAUGCACAGAUGGGUGCAGCAGGCUCCGUGCCACCGCAGCCCCCUGCCUGCCCCCCGCUCCCAGCCCUGCGCACUGGGCUCUCCUCAUCCAGCUCUUCUGACGCUGCCUCCGUCAACUCGGAGCUCGAGUGGGACUUUGAAGAUGCGACAGUGCAGUGGAGCCAGCCCAGCCCUGCUGCUCAGCCUUGCUCUGUGCUGUGCCCAGGCACCUUUGGACAACCUGCAGCUCCUCCGAGACACCCCAAGCACCCGUCCCCCUGGCUGAGCAAGCAGUAAACGGCAGAAGGUGCUUCCUCGGGGCUCCCCUGGGAAAGGUGCUGGCUGCCGUAAAGGAGACUGCUGCUGAUUCCUGCGAUGGGGAGGUGAAUUUCUUGCCCUGGGAUGAUUUUGUGCCUCAAAAUGUGUGGUGCAGACCAGAGGAAGC